Messenger RNA from Vicugna pacos (alpaca), 1730 nucleotides. NCBI's taxonomy places the organism in Eukaryota, Metazoa, Chordata, Mammalia, Artiodactyla, Camelidae. The record is from RefSeq and is a predicted model, not a curated record.
AUGUAUCGUUUCCGUAACCGUCCUCGCCGCUUCUUGUCCCUGAGAGAAGAAACGUCGGUGCAUUUCGGUGCCCAGUUCUGCGUACCUGGGGAGGAAUCAGCUGAGACCAGGUGCUUCUGCCGCCUCGGGGCAGAGGCCACUCUGGUCUGUCUCAUCAGCUCCCAAAUUCUCUCCUCUGUCCAGACCACGCUGGCUCACAUCAUAGCCAACCACAGCAAGAAACACAGCAUAAGGUUUGUGACGUUGUCGGCAACCAACGCCAAGACAACCGACGUGCGCGACGUCAUCAAGCAAGCUCAGAACGAGAAGAGCUUUUUCAAGAGGAAAACCAUCCUUUUUAUUGAUGAGAUUCAUCGGUUCAAUAAAUCUCAGCAGGACACGUUCCUUCCCCACGUGGAGUGUGGGACCAUCACCCUGAUUGGGGCGACCACAGAGAACCCCUCCUUCCAGGUCAACGCCGCUCUUCUGAGCCGCUGUCGGGUGAUCGUUCUUGAGAAGCUACCAGUGGAGGCGGUGGUGACAGUCCUAAUGCGAGCGAUUAACACCCUGGGCAUCCACGUCCUAGACUCCAGCCGCCCUGCUGACCCCCUGAGCCACGGCAGCAACAGCAGUUCUGAGCCCUCCGUGUUCAUCGAGGACAGGGCGGUGGACACGCUGGCCCACCUCAGCGACGGGGACGCCCGGACCGGGCUGAACGGCCUGCAGCUGGCGGUGCUGGCCAGGCUGAGCGCCAGGAAGGCAUUUGGUAAGAAGAGUGGGCAGACCUACUCUCCCAGCCGGGUCCUGGUGACCGAGGGCGACGUGAAGGAGGGCCUCCAGCGCUCCCACAUCCUGUACGACCGAGCAGGCGACGAGCACUACAACUGCAUCUCCGCCCUCCACAAGUCGAUGCGGGGCUCGGACCAGAGCGCCUCCCUCUACUGGCUGGGGCGCAUGCUGGAGGGGGGCGAGGACCCGCUGUACGUGGCCCGGCGGCUGGUGAGGUUCGCCAGCGAGGACGUCGGGCUGGCCGACCCGUCCGCGUUGACACAGGCAGUCGCCGCCUACCAGGGCUGUCACUUCAUAGGCAUGCCUGAGUGCGAGGUGCUCCUGGCCCAGUGCGUGGUCUACCUGGCCCGAGCCCCCAAGUCCAUCGAGGUGUUCAGCGCCUACAACAACGUGAAGGCCUGCCUGCGGGGCCACCCGGGCCCGCUGCCCCCCGUCCCGCUGCACCUGCGCAAUGCGCCCACCCGGCUCAUGAAGGACCUGGGCUACGGCCAGGGCUACAAGUACAACCCCGCGUACAGCGAGCCGGUGGACCAGGAGUACCUGCCCGAGCAGCUGCGGGGCGUGGACUUCUUCAAGCAGCGGCGGUGCUGACUGCGGCCCCGCUGCGGCGCGGGCGGGCGCGGGGUCCCUCGGUGGAGGCACGGCCACUUCAGCUGCGUGUGUGACGUUGGGGUUGUGUUCACUUGCACUCUGUGCGGCAGUUACGCUUUGAGACCAUCAGGCAGCUUCGUGCUGUGAUUCAUGUUAUGCGGAGUUCUCUAUUUUGUCAUAGUAUUUAAGUCAUAAUGUCACUUCAGAAUUCAGUUCUGUAGGGUUUUUUUUCCUUUAAAAAAUGUAUAUUCUCAGUAGUUUCAAUUGGUAAAAAAAAGUAAUUGUGAUUUAAUACUGCAUAGUGUUUUGGGUAUUUUUUUUAUAUGCAAAGGUCUUAUGAGCCAAUAAAACUAUUUCAAAGUACUCUUCAA